GCGAGUUCUGACGCUGUCGUUGACGAGAAUAUUUCGAUUGUGCAGAGCAAAAGUUUUGUGUCGACACAGGGGUGGGAUUCGGAGAUGAUUGUGGAUUACAGGAUAAAUGAGGAUGAGUUUCAUAAGAUUAGCUUGUUGCACUGUGAUUUCUUCAUCAGGAAGCCGCCGGAUCCAGACAACGAUGUCUAUGAUUUCAGAGAGAUGUAUGUUACUCCUCCAGACACUGAUGUUUAUGCCAUCCCCAAAGUUCUUGCUCCAAUGCCUCAGAAGUAUAUUAGAUGUGCUCAGAGUGAUUAUGGAUGCUACAAUGUCACAGAACCACCCAUUGAUGCACCUCGGGAUCCAUUAUAUAAGUCUGAGAAGGAGGUUCUUAAGGUUUUCUUGACGAAGCACUUCAGAAACCGAAGGCUGCGUGACCCAGAAUUUGUCCUAGAUUUUGAGGAAAUAUAUGUAAUUGAUUCAAAAACCAAGUCGAUCACCAGGGCAAAAGUCUUGGUUACAGUUCCAGGAGGAAGAGAUAGGGACAGGAGAAGUGACUUACUUGUAGUUCGCGAUAAUGGGAACUCGUUCAAGAUCAUUCAUUCGAGCGAACGAGAUGAUCCAACCACAGUGAUAGAGAAGGAGGAGUGGACCAAAACUAGACUAGAUAUGGAGAGACAUCUUAGGAAGCUAAGGGAUUUCAGCACUUCAUAUUGGUUUUAAACAACCAUUCAAACUGCAAAACUUGCCUCACGAUUGUUAUCUUCUUAGAAGUUAGGACAUGAAACGUGGUUUCAAAGUUCAAGCUUGGUUAUGAAUGAAACCGCCUUCAGCCAUCGUGCGAGUCCCAUCAUGGCUCCUGCCCUCAGGAUCUGUAAUGAGUUCAAUUAUGGUUAGUUACACUUGCAGUGAUCCAUCUUGUUAAUUCAUGCUUCUUGCUUUCAAUUCUCAUAGCGAGAUAGAGUCGUUAAUCCAAGAAAACUAGCCGUUUGUAGAUUUGUAAUGCUCAGAGAAUUGAGUAAAGCAAAAACAGUUACUGUUUGCUCCUGUUGUUGGUUCUGUUUUGACUAACCAUUGAAAGAAAAUUUUGGUUUGUGGCAUUGUAUGAGGUUA
Molecule: messenger RNA, 1092 nt
Organism: Momordica charantia (bitter melon)
Lineage: Eukaryota; Viridiplantae; Streptophyta; Magnoliopsida; Cucurbitales; Cucurbitaceae
Gene: PTAC6
Product: plastid transcriptionally active 6
Cellular component (GO): plastid-encoded plastid RNA polymerase complex
Source: RefSeq, a predicted model, not a curated record